AUGUCUCAAAUCCAGAGGAAUUGGGUGGAGCGCCAGCAAAUCCUUGAAUCGCUGGGCAGCUCCUUCACUCUUGCAGCUUCUAGGCAAAUUGAAGACCAUAUUGAGCACCACUGCCACCCAGCGACCAAGAACACCUUUGUCUCCAACAAGCUCCUCGAAUUGUAUGGCCGAUUGGGUGGCAUAGAGGAUGCCGCUAGAAUCUUUCACUCGAUCGCUGCCAAGGACGCCUUCUCCUGGCGAUUGAUGCUCCUGGCGCUGUGCCAAAACGAAGAACUCGCGCAAGCGAAGCAGCUCUUUGAUGCCAUGCCACUGCCACAUCGGAGCCACGUGGCAUGGACGAUCUUGCUGACUGGAUAUGCCCGGGCCGGGCAUAUUGCGGAGGCCCUUGCGGUGUUUGAUUCCAUGCCCGCGCACGAUUUGGUGUCGUGGGCAUCGGUGUUGGUCGCGUUUGCCCAGCAGAGAAAUUGGAAAGGGAGCGUUUGCUUGUUUGAGGCAAUGCCGGAGUGGGACUUGAUCUCCACGACUAGUGUUCUUUGGGCGUAUGCUCAGUGCGGAGAUCUUGACCGAUGCAAGCGCGUCUUUGAUGGAAUGGUGGAGAGGAACCUGGUAGCGUGGACGAUCAUGCUAGAAAUCUAUGCCCAGCACGGGAGAGCGCGAGAAUCGAUGUGUCUUUUCGAGCGGAUGCCCGAGCACGACCUGGUGUCAUCAACUGCGAUGAUCUGCGCGAGUGCCCAGGAGGGGCAGCUCGAUCUCGCCCUGAAGGUGUUCCAAGCGAUGCCGGAGAGGGAUCUGGCGUCCUGGAAUGCGCUGCUGUGCGCCCACUCGAAUGCCGACGCUCUCGACAGUGCCAAGUUCUUGUUCGAUUCCAUGCCCGCCCACAACAACGUCUCGUCCACCGCGAUGCUCCAAGUGUAUGCCCGGAAAGGGCAUGUCCUGGAGGCCCUGAGAGUCUACCGCUUGAUCCUGGAAAGCGAUGGCGUAUCGAGCGCCUUGAUGAUCGUGGCAUUCUCCCAGAGCGGGCAUCUGCGAGAAGCCAGAGGGAUCUUCGAUGAAUCGCCAGUGAAGAGCGCCAUCACCUGGAUCGCGAUGCUCUCAUCGUACUCUCAGACCGGCGAUCUAGAUCGAGCCAAGAAAUUCUUCGACGAGCUGCCUGAGUCGUCUAAUCCGGUGGCCUGGAACGCGCUACUCGCUGCUUGCAGUGCUCACUCCGAUCGAAGCACUCGAUAUUUCCAUCUGCUGCCCACUGUCGAGGAGAAUCCAGACGCCACUUGCUUCGUCGCGCUGCUAGCAUCGCAUUGCCACGCCGGGAAGCUCCGAGCUGGAAUCCACUGCUUUCUCUCGAUGAGGAGUGACCACGGCCUGGAACCCUACGAGCAGCACUACUCGUGCCUGAUCGGCCUCUUCGCUCGAUCGGGGCACCUGGACGACGCGGGCGCGCUCCUGGCGAGCAUGCCAUUCGUGCCGGACGCGCUGGAUUGGAGAUGCUUCCUGGGAGCCUGCCGGUUCUUCGAUCGAGGCGCCGAGCAUGGAACCCUAGCCGCGGCCAAGAUCCUGGAGCUAGAACCCCAAGACUCGUCCCUCUAUUUCCUCGCUCUGGAUGUCUUCGUUUUGGCGCAAAGCCAAUGCCGUACAAAUCGGCCACCUGACCCAAAAAGUACGGAGAUUGAUCCAACGGCUGCCCGGAGGGUCCUAAAAGGACGCGGUGCUUGA
Molecule: messenger RNA, 1710 nt
Organism: Selaginella moellendorffii
Lineage: Eukaryota; Viridiplantae; Streptophyta; Lycopodiopsida; Selaginellales; Selaginellaceae
Product: pentatricopeptide repeat-containing protein At1g09410, mitochondrial-like
Exons: 1
Coding region: 1-1710 (569 amino acids)
Molecular function (GO): protein binding
Source: RefSeq, a predicted model, not a curated record